CGUCGGUGUACAAACACCGUGUCAGGCAGCGACUCCACUGUUGCCAAGACACAACGCAAUCUGUUGACGAGCGCCCCGGGAAUGAACUGGGGUGUGAAUUUGGAGUGUUCCUUAACGAUGCACGUGCGGGACCGCCGUGUGACGCCUCUCAUAUCGCGACGCAACUGCCACAAACUCCAAGGUCUGGCGACUUAACAAUUAAAAAAACAAACAGACAAAGGAAGGGACAGAGAGAGAGAGCUCAAAGUUUCACCGAAAGACAGGGCUCAAAGUUCUGUGCACCCAGAAACAUAGGCUGCAUGUUCUACGCUUAAACCACAGGACUUGGUGCCCAACAAGUCGCUCGCCCCAACUGGGAGGUUGCCGCGACGUGUGUUCCGCGUCAGGCGGCCGCCCGGUGGUGCUCGCUUGCAAGACGCGCAGGUACACCUGCAAACCAAGCAGCAAGUGGAGUCUGAUAAUAUAAAAAAUAAGCAGAAUGGCAGCCCUCAACGAAACAGACAUGAGCUACGACUACUACGAGAUUGGCGUAAAGCUGCCGGAGGAGCCAGUAGCCACGCCCGAGCCACCGUGUGAACCCAAGUUCAGGGGAGACUUCCUCCACCCUUGGGUUGGCGUGGCAUCGCUCGUUUGCACACUCGGACUUUCCUUCAUUGUCAAGCGACGACAGUUUUGUAAGAAUUGCUCCAAAGGAUAUCCGGGUCUGUUGGCUCCUGUCUCUUUUCUGGAAAACAGACCCAACCGCAAGCUGUUUGCGGCAGGCUUUGGGGUCGUGCUUUGCACCUUGUGCCGAGUGGCCUUCCUGGACUCCCCCCUGCCCUUCGCCACAGGAGACAUCAAGGAGAUGCAAGAGCUGCUGAAAAUCCUCGCCUUCCUCUACUACACGCUGGUGUACUACCCACUCCUUGCGUGCGCCACGGUUCCAAGCCGCCCCUCUCACAUCCUGGGUGCCCUUUUCUCCUGGUUCCACCUGGCGACCCUCAUCUGCCACAAGAUCGAAUGUCCACGAUCUCCUACCUUACACAGCUACUACGACCUACUAUCCUCGCUCCCGCAAAUGCUGUGUCUGCUCUAUCUGAGCGUCCGAUACCCAAUUUUGUUGGUCUCAGCAUGCAAGAAGCCGGUGUAUGGCUGCCAAGAAGAGGAUUAUGAGUCACAGUACGUCAGAUGGCUGUUCAAAAGGAAAGCUCCGAAAGUCAGAAAAACAACCUCCUUUGCAUUUUCAUCGCUCAUAACUACAUAUAUGUCCUCCCAGACAGAAGGCUUUUGCUACCCGACCAAGAUGGUCAUCACAGCGCUUAUCUCUGCGAUCACCAUCUACCAGGUCGCGCUGGUGCUGGUGGUGUUGCUCGUUCCACUGUUGCAGAAGGUGCGCUCGGGCGUGUCGGUGGACAUCGUGUACCUGCUGGCCGGGUUCGGCGUUAUCCUCUCGCAGGACAACGCGGAGGCCGUGGAAAUCUUCAAGCACUUCUUAUGGGUCCUGGAAGUGUGCUACGUGGUGAGUGUGGCAGCUGCUUGCUUUAUCACCAUCUACAUGCUGCUGAGGACCUAUGCGAUGCAGAGAGAACACCUCCUGCAAAUGUACAGAGGAGACACGUCUGAGAUCAUUCCAAAAAAUCAAUCAUUACCAUCUUCAGGAUUGUCUGUGGUGUCCUGGAUGACCUACAGUGGUUUUCAAACGGCGUGCAUAUUCCUGGGGUUCGUUAUACAGGCGAUCAUCUACUAUAUCUGUUCCAUGGCGAUUGCGUUCCUGCUCAUCAUCCCUUCCAUGUACGGUCUUACGGCUGUCGCCCUCAACAUCGUUCGGAACAUGUGGCCCUUCUGGUUGAUGCUCGUGCUGGUCAUCGUGGUUCAGCAUCUUCUUGCCAGGCUCGUCUUCCUGAAGAAAUCCGAGCACCAUUCCUCUUUGGACAAUCUGCGACUUCUGUACAUCACCACAUACAUGCUGUUCUGCUACAACAUCUUCGUCGGGGUGCUGACGGGGUUUUGGAGGCUGAUCAUCACUGCCAUGUACAACACGGUCCACCUGUGCAGGAUGGACGUGAGCCUACUCAGCCAAGGAGUGGCGCUCUAUGACCCAGGCUACCGCUGCUACGUGGGCUUCCUGCAGCUGGAGGCGUCGCACGCUCACCCCGUGGUGCGCGCAUUCUGCAAGGCCCUGGUGAGGGCGACGAGUAGCAGCAGCUGCUCCGCCAGCGUCGUCCCCACGCGCGACGUGGAGGAAGCAGGAGUGCAGCUGGUGCAGCGCAGGGCUCAGGGCGUGCGGCUGCUCCGAGCCCACCAGAGCCGCAGCCGCUGGCUCGUGGCCUACACCCUCCUGCGCAACCCGUGCCUGCUGCCCCUCAAGAGGACGCCGCCGCCCGCCCAGGGGGCACACAGCACGAACACGAACGGAGGAGGCCUCACGGCCGGCGGCGAAACGGAGAAGAUGUGACCGCCGAGGUCGGCGAUGACGCGCGUCCUGUUUGAGUGUUCAUACCCGUCAGUGAUGUUGGUACUGGCACCGUUCUUAUAGCGCGACACGGUGGUAUUUGCACCGUUCGUACAGCGCUGGGCUGUCGUGAAAACCAUCUUGAUUUGAAGCUUUCGUGACUGCAGGAAUCCGUACUCUUUAGUUCUUUCGGUAAA
Molecule: messenger RNA, 2628 nt
Organism: Lethenteron reissneri (Far Eastern brook lamprey)
Lineage: Eukaryota; Metazoa; Chordata; Hyperoartia; Petromyzontiformes; Petromyzontidae
Gene: STRA6
Product: signaling receptor and transporter of retinol STRA6
Biological process (GO): vitamin A import into cell
Cellular component (GO): plasma membrane
Molecular function (GO): retinol transmembrane transporter activity; signaling receptor activity
Source: RefSeq, a predicted model, not a curated record